Punica granatum (pomegranate) is the source of this 1829-nucleotide messenger RNA. The record is from RefSeq and is a predicted model, not a curated record. Lineage: Eukaryota; Viridiplantae; Streptophyta; Magnoliopsida; Myrtales; Lythraceae.
AUGGCAAUGUAUUCGCCGAAGCUCUCAUCUGUCUCUCAUUAUGCGAAGUCAAAGGCUCUCAUCAUGCUUCCCCUUCUCCUCAUCCUCUGUUCCAUUACAAUACUCCUCUCCAAGCUCUGCUACUCCGUCCUCUACCUCCCACGGAGGACCCAGGCCCACUUCCUCCGGCAUGGCAUCUCCGGUCCCCGGUACCGCCCCGUGUUCGGCAACAGUGCCGAGAUCCGGCAGCUGUACGCCAAAGCCCAGUCGAGGGCGAUGCCCUGCUUCCACCAUAACAUCCUCCCCUGGGCGGCCCCCUUCUAUGCCCACUGGUCGGCCCAGUUCGGGAAGAGCUUCGUAUACUGGUUCGGGACGACGCCCAGGCUCGCGACGUCGGACCCGGAGAUGAUCAAGGAGGUGCUUGUGAAUCCGAGCGGGCUGUUCGGGAAGGUGCGUCACAAUCCCCAGGCGAAGAUGCUGUUCGGGGAGGGGCUGGCGGGGUUGGAAGGUGAGAAGUGGGCUGUGCAUAGGAGGAUAGCCAAUCAAGCUUUCAACUUGGAGAGAGUCAAGGGAUGGGUGCCGGAGAUAGUAGGGAGUACUCGAAAGAUGCUCAGCGGGUGGGAGGAAAUCCGAGGAGGGAGAGAGGAGUUCGAGAUGGAAGUGCAGAAAGAGUUGCAAGAGCUCUCCGGCGACGUCAUAUCAAGAACAGCCUUCGGGAGCAGCUACGAGGAAGGGAAACGGAUAUUCAUGCUUCAGGAGCAGCAGGUUCAUCUCUUCUCCCAGGCCGUAAGGAGCAUCUACAUUCCAGGAUUCAGGUUCUUUCCGACAAGUAAGAAUAGGGAGAGAUGGCGAUUGGAGAAGGAGACCCGAGACUCGAUCCGGAAUCUGAUCUGGAGCAACAGAGCGGCCACCGUAUCGGGAGAAGGUUCGAGAAACCUGCUCAGCCUCCUGAAGGCUCCGGGCAGGAGCCAGGAGGGGGACGACGGAGAAGAGGGAUUGGAGGAAGAGGAGAUCAUCGACGAGUGCAAGACCUUUUACUUCGCCGGGAAGGAGACCACCGCCACGCUCAUGACAUGGGCCCUCCUGCUGCUCGCAAAGCACCCGGAGUGGCAGAGAAAGGCGAGGGAGGAGGUGGUCCGUGUCUGCGGGGCGACAGCCGCUCCAACGGCAGACAAACUUAGCAACCUCAAGCUUGUGGGCAUGAUACUAAAUGAGGCCAUGAGAUUGUAUCCUCCGGCCGUGAUGCUGAUGAGGGAAGCCACGAAAGAUGCAAAGCUCGGGGACAAGCUCCAGGUCCCUGCAGGGACGCAGCUCUACUUAGCCUUAACUGCGGUACACCAUGACCCAGAGAUUUGGGGACCAGAUGCCAAUGAGUUCAACCCCCUGAGGUUUGCUGAGCCGAGGAAGCACCUGGCCUCGUUCGUCCCGUUCGGGCUGGGCCCGAGAAUUUGCGUGGGCCAGAACCUUGCCCUGGUCGAGGCCAAGGUUGUGCUGGCCAUGGUGAUCAGGGAGUACAUUCUUGAGGUUUCCCCUACCUAUGUCCAUGCCCCGGUCCUCUUCAUCACAUUGCAGCCUCAGCAUGGCGCCCACAUCAUCUUGAGGAGGACUAACUUGUAGGCAAGCUCGCUCCCGGACCGUGUCGUGAAAGAUAUCGAUGAGAGAGCAUCGUGUAUUGUUCUUUUCUUAAACUAAUUUCAAAAUGGAAUAUGUGCUGUGGUAUAACGUUGAGGAAUGAGGAUGAUCAUAGUUUCAAUUAGAAUGAGUAUGCUAUUGUUGGUCUAUGUAUCACUUAAAACAAUCGUAGCUUUUACGACUCGACUAUACAUAAUAAGAAGCGUGGCGUUCCAUCC